CCUGCGCCGACCCCCGCGGCGGCGGCGGCUGUGUGCGGGGGACCCUCGCCCGCGUCCAGAUGACACUCGCACCCAUGGCUUCGGUCGUGGCGGUGACUGAACCGAAAUGGGGGGCGGUCUCCGGCCGCUUCCUGUGGGUGACGCUGCUGAGCAUGGCGCUGGGGUCCCUGCUGGCCCUGCUGCUGCAGCUCGGGCCCACGGAGGAGCCGUGCUGGGCCCUGCUCAGAGGUUUCUUCCUGCUGCGGAGCAAGCUGGACAGGCCGCAGCCCGGCGCCAGGCGCACCGGCCCUUCCACGGAGCUCAGCGUCGCCUCCGGGGCCGCGCGGGGAGCGGCGCUGCUGCUGGUGCAGCCCCCGGCCGCUCCAGCCGGCAGGUUGGAAGCCAGAGCUGCCCUGAACCGAGCCCUGGAGAUGAAACGCCUGGGCAAGCGCGAGAAGGCCCACAAGCUCUUCCUGCACGCCCUCAAGAUGGACCCGGGCUUCGCCGACGCGCUGACCGAAUUCGGCAUCUUCUCGGAGGAGGACAAGGACAUCGUCCGGGCGGACUACCUGUACACCCGCGCACUGACCCUGGCCCCACACCACGAGAAGGCGCUGGUGAGCCGGGGCCGCACGCUGCCGCUGGUGGAGGAGAUCGACCAGAGGCACUUCGGCAUCAUCGACAGCAAAGUGAAGAAGGUCAUGUCCAUCCCCAAGGGCAGCUCGGCGCUACGCAGGGUCAUGGAGGAGACCUACUACCACCACAUCUACCACACGGUGGCCAUCGAGGGCAACACCCUGUCGCUGUCGGAGAUCCGCCACAUCCUGGAGACGCGCUACGCCGUGCCGGGCAAGAGCCUGGAGGAGCAGAACGAGGUCAUCGGGGUGCACGCCGCCAUGAGCUACGUCAACACCACGCUGCUGUCCCGCAUCGGCUCCGUGGCCCUCGCCGACGUGCUUGAGAUCCACAGGCGGGUGCUGGGCUACGUGGACCCGGUGGAGGCGGGCCGGUUCCGGACUACGCAGGUGCUGGUGGGCCACCACGUGCCCCCGCACCCCCUCGAGGUGGAGAAGCAGAUGCAAGAGUUCAUCCAGUGGCUCAACUCGGAGGACGCCAUGAACCUGCACCCGGUGGAGUUCGCCGCGCUGGCCCACUACAAGCUGGUGUACAUCCACCCGUUCAUCGACGGCAACGGGCGGACGUCACGCCUGCUCAUGAACCUCAUCCUCAUGCAGGCCGGCUACCCACCCAUCACCAUCCGCAAGGAGCAGAGGGCCGAGUACUACCACGUGCUGGAAGCCGCCAACGAAGGCGACGUCAGACCGUUCAUCCGCUUCAUCGCCAAGUGCGCGGAGACCACUCUGGACACCCUGCUCUUCGCCACCACGGAAUACUCCGUGGCAUUGCCUGAGGCCAGACCCAACCACUCUGGCUUCAAGGAGACUCUGCCUGUGAAGCCCUAGCCCUGCCAGCCCUCCCCUGGCCCCAGCGGAGGAUGAGGAGUUACAAAAAACAAAACAACAACAAAAAAAAAAAACGGGAACUAGCACUUCUAGAAAGUCCCAUGUCUUCCAAAGCAAAGGGAGACAGAUAAGGAACUUUCCAAAUGUGUUUUUAGUGAAAAAAAAAGAAAAAAUAUCUAAAUUAUUACCUUGUCUCUAAGAUAACUUAUACUUCAGCCAAGUUAUUUAUUGUUGUUUCUGGAGCCAGUGCACAUGGCGUGUGGCAUCUGCUGUAGGAGCUGGUGGCCCUGAGUUUGGGGCCGUCCCCGUAGGCUCCUCGCGUGACCAGAACGCGGCUCCUGGAGCGGGGUUUGCACUAAGUGGUCAAGAGGCUGGAGGCUAGGCCCUGAGCGCAGGGCUGCUUCCUCCAGGUCUUUCUCUGCGACAGGCUGAGGGUCUGUGGCUGGAGAAGCGAUAGGAAGCCAUCUUGGAAGGCUGGGGUGGAAGGCCCCUCUGGUGAGAUCCCACCUUCUUUUUUUGACCCUUUGAACUAUAGUUAGUUUGCAAACUCUGGCACCAGAGGCUAUCACUUUACCGCAGUGAGACUGUGUCCCACCUUCAUUUCUGCUCCUUGCACUUUAUUUGUAGCCGCUCAGGCCAGACGCUUCUGGGUCUUUAGUGCACACGUCACACGCCCCAAGUGUCUCAGCCAGGUGAAUGUUCAGGAACACGCCUGUGAUCAGCCAGGCCGUGUCAACACCAGACCAGCCUUUCUGGCGGUGAGCAAGAGUGCCCCUCCCCGAGCUUAGCUCCGUCUGCCCCUUCUUCCCGCAGCCACUGUGCUGUCCGGUGUCCCCUGGGGGGUACAGAACAGACCGCCCUGGAGAGGCCUUGUUUUUCUAGCAGUCUGCACAGUGAGACCAUUCCACAGACGGGGCGUAGGCUCUCCUCUCAUGUCUGACACAGGUGCCAACGCAGCUGCUGUGUGCAGUCAGACCACCAGGGCCCACUUGCCAGUGUCGGUCGGGCAGUGACUAUCUGACUUGGAGAACUCGGAGUCUGAGGUCAUUUUUUUGAUGUGACAGUCACUCAGUUAUAUACAUUCAGGGGCUUCUGAAGGGUUAGCGAGUGGCAAGACGUGAAAUGGCCCCAACAUUUGACUCAGGCCUUCCUAAAAGCUCUUUUCAUACACGUAUUAUGCUGUCACAAGGUGUUUCUGAACCGGAACUCCCCUGCCUCGGUGUUCUGAGCAUACCAAGGAGGCCUGGCAGAAGUGCUUGCUCUGUCCUGGAGAACUCUGCACUUCUCUGUGAAGGAUGUAUUUUAACCAAUUACUGAUUCUAAUAAAGUAUUUUGUUACA
This is a messenger RNA of Erinaceus europaeus (western European hedgehog), 2782 nucleotides long. RefSeq names its product FIC domain protein adenylyltransferase (gene FICD). Gene Ontology annotation, molecular function: protein binding. The coding region runs from base 60 to 1442 and encodes 460 amino acids. The record is from RefSeq and is a predicted model, not a curated record. NCBI's taxonomy places the organism in Eukaryota, Metazoa, Chordata, Mammalia, Eulipotyphla, Erinaceidae. The transcript has 2 exons.